AUGCCGCUGAAGGUCGUGGUGGAGCUGCAGAUCCAUGCGGUCUCUUGUCCUGGUGUGUAUUUAACAGAGAAGAAUGAUGUGUAUCUCCAUGUUUGCAUUCUGGGUCAGUGCAAGGAGACAGACUGUCUCCCUCCCAUCUUUCCUCUCUUGUUUCGUGAGCGAAUGUGGUUUGAAAAGAUAUUUGAAAAUGCUACAGAUCCAGUUGCUGUAGUAGAACAGCUGGAAAAAAGUGUUGCCAAGAUUCAAUUAUCUGAAUUGAUAUCUUCAGAGAAAGAAGAUAUUGCAUUUUAUGAAGCAAACACUCGAGAUUUUCUGUUUCCAGAGCCCAAACUGACACCUGCAUAUCCUGGAGUGGACAGAGAGUUACUAAUGAACACACAUCCUUCUUUUCCAGGCAUUGCUCCAAAAUUAGAGUUUUCCACAAGAACAACUAUCACAGAAAUUCCACUUCUGUCCAGAAGAAGGUAUCGUGACAGACAUAAAAACAAGUUACAAAGGGCUGCCUCUGCAUCACCCCGGCGAAGGAGCAUCUCGCCUGCACAGUGCAGGGCAACAAAGAAAAAAAAUGGUAGGAGAUUGACCAGAUCCUUGCGCUCUCGCUCUCCAUCACCAAGGUCACCAAGACAUCAUCUCCAUGAGCUCUGCAGAGAAAACCAACAACACCUAUCUCCUCUGAGCCUGAAGUCUGUUAAGUUCAAAGCAGAAACAGACUACCGGCCACCUUUUGUAGUUCGACAUUCUAGCUUUCCCCAACCCAGAGCCCUCUGGACUGAAUAUUCAGUCACCCUAACAGGAUGGCCAAUAUACUGGCCAGAGAAUGAUGACAGCUAUAGACCUGUUCAUCUGGAGAAGGCUAUGCUAGACGAUGUGCUGAGUGCGUUAUCAUUUGAUAGCUGGAAAACAGCAUGUCCAGCAGCUAAGGUGAUCAGAGAACCAGAUGGGCAAGACAGUUUGUCUCUUGAUUCAUCAUCUCCUAAAGCAAAGGAAUCUGCCAGUUGCUUAAGUAACAAUCCUACUUUUUGCCAUGAAGCUUCGUUUGCCUCCCCACUGCGUUACCGGUCACCAAGUCCUGAAGGAUACAAUGCAAUGAUGCUCAUCAGCAGAGAUAAAGAAGAAUAG
Molecule: messenger RNA, 1119 nt
Organism: Varanus komodoensis (Komodo dragon)
Lineage: Eukaryota; Metazoa; Chordata; Lepidosauria; Squamata; Varanidae
Gene: SPATA6L
Product: spermatogenesis associated 6 like
Exons: 11
Coding region: 1-1119 (372 amino acids)
Biological process (GO): spermatogenesis
Molecular function (GO): myosin light chain binding
Source: RefSeq, a predicted model, not a curated record